This is a messenger RNA of Mauremys mutica (yellowpond turtle), 1376 nucleotides long. Its product is annotated as protein NKG7-like. NCBI's taxonomy places the organism in Eukaryota, Metazoa, Chordata, Testudines, Geoemydidae. Bases 129 to 620 code for a protein of 163 amino acids. Gene Ontology annotation, cellular component: plasma membrane. The record is from RefSeq and is a predicted model, not a curated record. The transcript is spliced from 5 exons.
GGAAGUCACCCGGGAACAAGAGGCCCCAUGGGGGGGUCAGGGCUGGAGCCGGAGCAAACCCUGCGAGGGAGCAGGCGACGCGGAGCAGGUGCUUCCCGGAUCCCAGCGCUGCCCCCCCCCCUCCCGCGAUGGCGUCUCCCCGGAUCCUCAGCACCGUCCUGGCCCUGCUCAGCCUCCUGCUCCUCCUGGCCGCCCUGGGCGCCGACCACUGGCUGGUGGCCAACACCCGCCUCGGGUCCCUCCAUGAGGGGCUGUGGAAGAUCUGCCUCAAUUCAGUGUGUGAGCAAAUUUCUUCAGCAUCAGUCUCGUUAAAGGUCACCAGGGCGUUCACGCUGCUGGGCGCGAUCGCUGGGUGUCUCUCCUCCGUCGCUCUCCUCGCCUCGUUCCUGCGCUCCCACCUCGGCUCCUUAGCUCUGACCCUGCUCUCCUUCCUGGGCAGCUUCAGCGCAGGGCUCUGUGCCAUGAUCGCGCUGGCCGUGUACACAGGGGAGUUCACUGGGGACGUGAUUGUCCCAUCAGACCAAGUCACCUUCGGCUGGUCCUUCGGUCUCGGCUGGGCCUCCUUCCCCCUCUUCCUCAUCACUGGUGUGGUGACGAUGGUCGCCCACCAAUCCUCCUAGAGCCGCAUGUGGGGCCCGUGCUGGCCCCGGGGCUGGGGCCGGGAGCCGUGCGGGCCGGACGGAGCCUGCAGCAUCCUGGGACCCAACAGGGGGCAGCGUGUGUGUGUCCGUCUGUCCGUCCCUGCUGGACCCCCCAGCAAUGAGCCCCAACCCUCCCCACCCCCUUGUUCCAUGGAGAUUAGAGAUCCUGUCCUCAAAGACGCCUCUCUGGUGAUUUAUCCCCCCUGACUCCCCUCACGUGUCCCUCAAAGGACUCCGGGGUUCCCUCCCCGGCUGUAGGAGGGGAGUGGGGUCUGGGAGCCAGGACUGCUGCUGGGCAGGGACUGGGACACGGGGCCUUUCCCUGUAGGGGGCGUCAGCUCCCGGGGGUGUGGGGGGGGAGAUCUGGCUGGCUCAGGGUUGAGCAAUGGCCUCGCCCUGCCUAGUUACCCUAAUUACCCCCAGAGCUGUGCAGCCCCCCGAUAAGCCGCCCGGGACGAAGUGGGGGAUUUUCUGGGUUUUGCCAGGGGGUUGCAUGCAGAGCGGGUGGGACUCAGUGUCCCCGGCUGUUACGGGUUUAACGAGGGGAGGGGAGAGGGAGUUGGUGGGUACAAAGGGCCAGCGAGGGAACUUGGGACCCGGCCAAUGGCCUGGAGGAUGGAGACCCCAGCGCCUGGUGAGCGGGAGGCCCAGCUCGGGAGUCACAGCCGGUCUGGGCAGUGGGGGACAAUGGGCUGCGGGGACAGGACCCCGGUGACCUGAGCAGCCGGUUCCAGC